Pseudozyma flocculosa PF-1 is the source of this 369-nucleotide messenger RNA. RefSeq lists its product as uncharacterized. The record is from RefSeq and is a predicted model, not a curated record. Lineage: Eukaryota; Fungi; Basidiomycota; Ustilaginomycetes; Ustilaginales; Ustilaginaceae. Gene Ontology annotation, cellular component: vacuolar transporter chaperone complex; fungal-type vacuole membrane. The transcript is spliced from 4 exons. The coding region runs from base 1 to 369 and encodes 122 amino acids.
AUGUCGACGCAGCCACUCCUCCAGCGGACGGCGGGAAAGCGCAUCGCGCUGCCCGUCCGCGUCGAGCCCAAGGUCUUCUUUGCAAACGAGCGAACCUUCCUUUCAUGGCUCAACUUCACAGUGACCCUCUCGGCCCUCGCGGCCGGCCUGCUCAACUUUGGCGACAAGAUCGGCAGGAUCAGCGCCGCCAUGUUUUCCUUUGUCGCCAUGGCGAUCAUGGUCUACGCCCUCGUCACAUAUCACUGGCGUGCAAAGGCCAUCCGCAACCGCGGCUCGGGACCAUACGAUGACCGUCUCGGUCCGACGAUGCUCUCCGUCAUGCUCCUCAUCGCCGUCCUGGUCAACUUCAUCCUCCGCUUCAACGCAUGA